Molecule: messenger RNA, 4408 nt
Organism: Malus domestica (apple)
Lineage: Eukaryota; Viridiplantae; Streptophyta; Magnoliopsida; Rosales; Rosaceae
Product: DNA-directed RNA polymerase III subunit 1-like
Biological process (GO): DNA-templated transcription
Molecular function (GO): DNA binding; DNA-directed RNA polymerase activity
Source: RefSeq, a predicted model, not a curated record
UAUCGUUUCUCAGCAACGUUUUCAGAAGUCUCGGGUUCGAGCUCUGGCAGCUCCUCUUUCUUCGGCUUCUCCUUUAUUUUUUAAAUUUUCAACCAGAGUGCGCCCCUCCGCCGUUACGAUCAAUCAACACGAUGAAAUCCGCCAACGUCAAAACCCUAGAUUUCACCAGGCAGCCCUUUAUCGAGCCCGAUACGCACCGUACGGUAAAGGAACUGAAAUUUACCGUUAUGUCCCCGGCGGAGAUUAUGAAACUGGCGGAAGUUCAAAUCUACAUUGGCGCGUAUUACAAUUCCGGUUGGAAACCCAUCGAAGGCGGCUUACUGGACCCGCGGCUCGGCCCGGCGAGCAAGCGGUUAAUCUGCGCCACUUGUGGCGGGAACCACGUCGAGUGCCCGGGGCAUUUUGGGUAUUUGGCCCUCGCACUCCCCGUCUACAACGUCGGGUAUCUGGGCACGGUUGUGAACGUCCUGAAGUGCAUCUGCAAGAAUUGUUCUGGGUUUCUACUGAAGGACGAAAUGCGGGUGGAGUAUUUGAGGAAGAUGAGGAAUCUGAAGGAUCCUAUGAAAAAAAUCGAACUGAUGAAAAUUGUGGUGAAGAAAUGUACUGCAUUGUGUGCCGGUAAUCGGCGGGCGGAGUGCUGGAAAUGCGGGUAUGUGAACGGGACGGUGAAGAAGGCGGUUGGGAUGAUCGGUAUUCUUCACGACCGUUCGAAAUUUGAAGAUGUGAUGGAUGAGUUGAGAAAAACAAUGGCGGAGACUAAAGUCUCCGCAGCGGGGUUGAGCGUGGAAGCUAUGUUAGACCCCGCAAAAGUUUUCACUUUGUUGAAAGAGAUGAGCGAUGAGGAUUGUGAGGUGCUUUAUUUGUCUACUAGACCGGAGAAUCUCUUGAUAACCAACAUUCUGGUGCCGCCUACUGUGAUUCGCCCUUCGGUUUUGGUUGGGGGAGAAGUGAGCAACGAGAAUGACAUUACGGUGAGGUUGAAGCAGAUCAUUCAGUCGAAUGCGCGCCUUACGCGCGAUUUGUUUGAUUUGAGGCUGGGGUAUGCCCCCGGGGUUAAGCGGAGUUGGGAUGAACUUCAGGUUGAGGUUGCGCAGUACAUAAAUAGUGAGGUUCGUGUGCCUUUCACAAUGCAAGGUGGGAAUCCGUUGAACGGUUUUGUGCAGCGGCUCAAGGGGAAGCAAGGGCGUUUUCGCGGGAAUUUGUCUGCGAAACGUGUGGAAUAUACUGGAAGAAGUGUUAUAUCUCCUGACCCUAAUCUGAAAAUCAAUGAGGUUGGAGUCCCCAUUGAAAUGGCUCAAAUCUUAACGUACCCCGAACGGGUUACAUGUCAUAAUAUUGAGAAGUUGAGGAAGUGUGUGAGUAAUGGACCUCAUAAGUACCCCGGUGCCAGAUCCUUACAUCGUGAUGGUGAAGAAUUCUCCUUGGCGAUUACGAGGAUCAGUAAAAAUCUGGCUGAUGGACUCCAAUACGGUGACAUAGUUGGACGCCAUCUACAAGACGGUGACAUUCUUCUUUUCAACAGACAACCAAGCUUGCAUAGGAUGUCUUUCAUGUCUCAUCGGGCUAAGGUUAUGCCUUGGAGGACGCUGAGGUUUAAUGAAUCUGUUUGCAAUCCGUAUAAUGCUGAUUUUGACGGCGAUGAGAUGAACAUUCAUGUCCCGCAAACAGAGGAGGCGCGGGCAGAGGCUGCUUUGUUGUUAGGGGUGGAAAACAAUUUGUACACACCCAAAAAUGGGGAGAUCUUGGUUGCUUCAACUCAAGAUUUUCUGACAUCCUCUUUCCUUAUAACGAGGAAGGACACAUUUUAUGACCGUUCAUCAUUUUCACUCAUGUGUUCAUAUAUGGGAAGUGGCAUGGAUCCAGUUGAUCUUCCAACACCUGCCGUGAUUAAACCAGUAGAGCUGUGGACAGGAAAGCAAUUGUUUAGUGUUCUCGUACGCCCAAAUGCAAAUGUGAGAGUCUAUCUGAAUCUAACUGUCACGGAGAAGUCCUACACCAGCACCAAGACCGAAGAUGGGAGAGAAAUUGAAGCAAUGUGCCCGAAUGAUGGGUUUGUCUAUUUUCGUAACAGUGUGCUCAUAGCCGGGCAACUUGGGAAGGCUACAUUGGGAAAUGGCAACAAGAAUGGACUUUACUCUGUUCUUCUCAGAGACUAUAAACCUCACGCAGCUGCUGCUUGCAUGAAUCGCUUAGCUAAGUUAAGCGCACAAUGGAUUGGUAACCACGGAUUCUCAAUUGGGAUAAGCGAUGUUCAGCCAAGUGGCAAUUUGCGCGAAGAGAAAGAGAAGAUAAUUAAAGAAGGCUAUGAAAAAUGUUAUGGCCAGAUAAAGUUGUUUAAUGAAGGGCAGCUCCAACUUAUACCGGGUUCUGAUGCAGCACAGUCGCUUGAGUCGGGGAUAACUAGUGUAUUGAACAACAUCAGAGAUCAAACCGGAAAGUUGUGUAUGCAAAAGCUGCAUUGGAGAAAUAGUCCCUUGAUCAUGUCCCAGUGUGGUUCUAAAGGAUCUGCCAUCAAUAUCAGCCAGAUGGUUGCUUGUGUUGGCCAGCAAUCGGUUGGUGGUUGUCGUGCCCCCAACGGGUUCAUAGACCGAAGCCUUCCACACUUCCCUAGAGGUGUAAAAACCCCUGCCGCUAAAGGGUUUGUUGCUAGCUCAUUUUACAGCGGCUUGAGUCCUACAGAGUUUUUCUUCCAUACAAUGGGAGGGCGAGAGGGGCUUGUGGAUACAGCUGUGAAAACAGCUGACACUGGGUACCUGAGUCGUAGAUUGACCAAAGUUAUGGAGGAUCUGUGUGUUCAGUAUGAUAAAACCGUGAGAAAUGCGAGUGGAUGUAUACUUCAGUUCUGUUAUGGAGAUGAUGGGAUGGAUCCUGCAGUGAUGGAAGGAAAAGAUGGAGCUCCGUUGGACUUGCCCCGGUUGUUUCUGAAAGCGAAAGCCACAUGUCCUGCCGGCAAAAAUGAGUACGUGUCUCCUGAUCAAGUGUCUGAAAUAGUGAGAAGAAGGCUUUCUGAACCAGAUAUGACUCCUGAGGCCGGGUGCUCUGCCGGUUUCAAAACUUCUUUGGAAGAAUUUUUGGAUGAGUAUGUAGAAUCAUUCAGAAAAAAACAUGAGAUAUUUAUGUUUGAUGAUGAUCAAAUCCCUGCUUGGAAGGAGAAGAUUGUGCAAAAUAUCGCGGGUGUUACUUCUAGACAGUUGGAGGUUUUUCUUGAUACUUGCAUUUCACGUUACCAUUCGAAGAAGAUUGAAGGUGGAACAGCAAUUGGAAUAAUCGGAGCUCAAAGUAUUUGCGAGCCUGCGACGCAGAUGACACUGAAAACUUUCCACUUUGCUGGAGUUGCAAGCAUGAACAUUACACUCGGAGUCCCCCGAAUCAAGGAAAUAUUAGACGCGGUGAAGAACAUCCACACGCCAAUCAUCACUGCGGCACUCGAAUGUGAUACUAACGAAAAAUCUGCAAGGGUGGUAGCAGGGCGGAUUGAGAGAACAAGUCUCGGGCAGAUUGCUGAGAGUAUACAGAUUGUGAUGACUGCAAGAUCAGCAUCUAUAGUGAUCACGCUCGAUAUGUCCAUGAUUCAAGAUGCGCGCUUGUCCGUGGAUGCCAAUGUGGUGAAAGAAUCGAUUUUACAAAUUCGGGGAAAACUAAAGUCAGAAAAUAUCAAGGUUUUGGAUGUCAGAAAAUUGGAAGUUUUUCCUGUAGAGACUGACAGGAACAAACUUUAUUUUCGCCUUCACAGCUUGAAAAACAUGCUCCCAUCAAUCACAGUAAGGGGCAUAAACACAGUCAAGCGUGUGAUUAACAACGAAAAAGAAGCGAAAACAAAUCACAAGAAGUACAAGCUGUUCGCCGAAGGCAGAGGGCUUCUAGAAGUGCUGGGGACUGAAGGAGUAGACGGAUGCAGAACCACAAGCAAUGACGUUCUGGAAGUGCAGAGGACGCUUGGGAUCGAAGCGGCGCGAGUCUGCAUCAUUGAGGAGAUAAAGAGCACGAUGAAACAACAUGGGAUGAACAUAGACUGCCGGCACAUGAUCUGCGUGGGGGAUGUGAUGACAUACAUGGGGGAAGUGCUUGGGCUGACGCGAUUUGGAGCGAAGAAAAUGGAGAAGAGUGUGAUUGCAUUGGCGUCGUUCGAGCAGGUGGCGGAUCAUCUGUUCAAUGGCUGUGUGAAUGGGAGAGUUGACGCGGUUAGAGGAGUGAGUGAGUGCAUAAUUAUGGGUGUGCCAAUUCGGGUUGGGACUGGAAUGUUCAACAUUAGAGAGGGAGGAUUUUCUGGUUCGGGAGCUCAUGAUUCAAAUGUCGAACUGCACUAUGGGCCAGGCUAGGUGGUUCCAAUCACUUGAGUUGAAGAAAGAAUGAUGAAUUUAUGAUUUUGUAGAACAUCUCAUUUCUGUUUUUGGGUAAUUUGAAUUUU